UGGAUGGAGAGGACCUGCAAGCCGAGACUGUGAAUGCGAGCAAACACAGUGGAUAGUGAAAAACAGGUUUACUGUCCUUUGGCCAAGCCGUGAUAACAAAAGUGGCUAAGGUGAUAAGCGGAGUCAAACUGGAGUUGCAUAAGGUGAUCGCAACGGACAUCGGGGAUUAAGUGCGUCCUCCUGCAGAACUGGAUGUCCCUUCGCUUUUCGCCCAGCAUACGUCCUUCAUCGCUACAGCCGUGAAGAGCCCGGGGAGUUAUUGUAUGGCGUAACAAGGGAGGGGUUUCGUGAUCUAAGGAUACAGUAGGCUCCGUGCCGCGUCUGAAUGGAAUCGAGCUGUGUCCAGUCAGCAAUGGCUAUGGGUCUUUCAUCUAAAAAAGCAUCUUCUCGGAGCGUUGCCGUGGAGCGCAAAAAUCUCAUCACAGUUUGCAGGUUCUCUGUGAAGACGCUGCUAGAGAAGUAUACGGCAGAGCCCAUCGACGACUCCUCUGAGGAGUUCAUCAACUUCGCCGCCAUAUUGGAACACAUCCUCAGCCACCGCUUCAAGGGAAACACAGCAGGUCCGGGCAGCUGGUUCAGUUAUGAUGGACAGCGCAGUUUCUGGGACUUUAUCCGCCUGGCGUGCAGCAAAGUGCUGAACAACUGCAUCAGCAGCAUCGAGAACAUGGAGAACAUCAACACAUCGCGGGCAAAGGGACGAGCCUGGGUUCGUGUGGCUCUGAUGGAGAAGCGCCUGUCAGAAUACAUCGCCACAGCCCUCAGAGACACGCGGACAACUAGGAGGUUCUAUGAUGAUGGAGCCAUCAUGCUGCGGGAGGAGGCCACAGUGCUGACAGGCAUGCUGAUUGGACUCAGCGCCAUAGAUUUCAGCUUCUGUCUGAAAGGCGAGGUGUUGGAUGGGAAGUCUGCGGCGGUGAUCGACUAUACACCCUACCUGAAGUUCACGCAGAGCUACGACUACCUAAGCGACGAUGAGGAUCGGUGCAGUGUGGACAGCAGCACCAGUGAUGACAGCGUCCCCGAGCACCCCUACAUCCCGCUGGUCACCGAUGAGGAGAGCUGGAGCAACAAGUGCCGCAAGAUGGAGCAGAGGUUCAAGAUCGUCUACGCCCAGAAAGGUUACCUGGAGGAGCUGGUGCGCCUACGAGAGUCCCAGCUUAAGAACCUGGAGACGGAGAACAAGAGGCUGAGCAUGAGGCUGGAGGAGCUGCGGCAACAGAGUGAGCAGGAGAAGAAGGAGCUGGAGGGCAUCGUCCUGGAGCUACAGGAGCAGCUGACAAAUCUCAUUCCUUGCGAAUCUAACCACCUGGCCAAGGACCUGUCCAUCCCUCUGGUCAACCAGUGGCCAUCACUCCGGACCUUCAACAACCAGGAGGAGGUCAAGCUCUUUCGCAGGAGGAGCUUCCCUAGUGUGGAGCAGCUCUCCACUGAAGUCAGUCUGGACUCAGACUCUCAAAAGGAGGGAAAGCAGAAUGGAGAAGCCUGGUGCACAACAGGUAAAGAUUACACCCCCUCCAUGCUAGGCCUGUGUGGAUCUCUGGCCUCUCUACCUAGCUGCAAGUCCCUGGCCAGCCUCAAGUCCAGUGAGUGUUUGGUAAACAUCAGCACAGAGGCCAGCCCUGCCCUCUCUCCCAGCUAGGGGGCGCCAUCCUCAGCUUUGUGUCAGAGCUGGAAAGGCAGCUCUGCUGUGCACAGUGUCCACUCCUGACUGCAGGGGGGGCGCUGUGUCUUCCUUUGCCUUGCUCCUGCUAACCAAGCCCCACAGCCAUCUCUACCCAUUUCCCACCUCCUGCCCCAAAUAUACCCUCUGAAAACUAUUGUGUUGGUCUGCGAGGAAAGUGGAAAGCAAACUGGGACUGUGGGAAAGUUAAUGAAUGAUUCAGCAUAUCUUCCAAUGAGGACUUCUUGUGUCAUUAUCUGAAAGCAAUGAGACGCCAACAGCUGGGAUACCUACUCCCCAACCCUGCCCUCACUCCUUUCCAUAAAGUCAAUUGGAACUCUAGAUCAUAUCCGUGGGAAUUUUGCCAUUUAUAGAAUGCCAUCGGUGAUAUCAUACCAUUCCAUUCCAGAACUACAGAACUCACAAAAUGUAUCUCAUCCCUUCCCCUGCUUAUUUCAUUGUUCAACCUUUAAUCUUUACCUGCUAUAUCUAUUUAUAUCUGUCAGUCUCUGUCUUAUCAAUCUAUCUAUAAUAUCUCCCAGUUCAUCCACAGUAGACAAAAAAGAGAGUGGAUGGACAGUUAUGUCAUGAUUUUCUCAGUAUAAACUGAAAAAGAAGGCUACUUUUGGCCUCUUGUCUCUCCACCUGAAUUAAGUGUCUUCUGAAAUCCAUGAGUAGUAGCUGACAGAGUGGAUGAAUCAAAAUGGCUUUUGGGUACAUGGAGCGUGUGAUCUGUAUGACUGCAUAUAAAUGUUGAGGUGUGUGUUGAAUUUUAACCAUGGGGGCUUUCUGACUGCGAUCAAAGCUAUGAUCCCACAGUAAGUGGGACAAGCCUUGGCGCCUCUGACCAAAACAAUGCCCUUCAUACUGACAGUAGGUAUCAGUGAACACUUGGGUGUAUGUGUGCAGCUACUGAUGCUGAGUUCUGCUUUUUGUUUUAUGAUUUCCCUUAUGAAUUUGUUCACCUAUGCAUUUUGAUUUGUAUGUUUUUAAUUCUGUAUAUUUUAAUGCCUAUGCUAUC
Messenger RNA from Megalops cyprinoides (Indo-Pacific tarpon), 2681 nucleotides. Its product is annotated as RUN domain-containing protein 3A-like. The transcript has 11 exons. NCBI's taxonomy places the organism in Eukaryota, Metazoa, Chordata, Actinopteri, Elopiformes, Megalopidae. Gene Ontology annotation, cellular component: cytosol. The record is from RefSeq and is a predicted model, not a curated record. Bases 326 to 1639 code for a protein of 437 amino acids.